This is a messenger RNA of Columba livia (rock pigeon), 1921 nucleotides long. RefSeq names its product endothelial lipase. The coding region runs from base 126 to 1607 and encodes 493 amino acids. The record is from RefSeq and is a predicted model, not a curated record. NCBI's taxonomy places the organism in Eukaryota, Metazoa, Chordata, Aves, Columbiformes, Columbidae. The transcript has 10 exons. Gene Ontology annotation, molecular function: lipoprotein lipase activity; protein binding. Gene Ontology annotation, biological process: triglyceride catabolic process; fatty acid biosynthetic process.
GCGCGGCCCCUUAAAGGGCCCCCGCUCGCCGCGCCGAGCUCCCGCCGCGCAGCCCCGUCCGUCCCGGGGUCCGUCCGUCCGUCCGUCCGUCCCGCGGUCCGUCCGUCCGUCCGUCCGUCCGAGCGAUGAGGAGGCUCGUCCUCCUGCUUUACGCCGGCGUCACCUGUUGCAUCGCGGCGCGGGGAGGAGGAGGAGAUGCCACCGGCACGGAGCUGCUGGAGGACACGCAAGACCGUGGGCUGAAGCUGAAGCCACAGGUGAAGUUCAACCUCCGCUCCUGGGCGGACGCCGAAGAGGAUGGUUGCGCGUUCGCCACGGGCCAGCGCGAGCGGCUGGAGGAAUGCAGGUUCAACGCCACGGCGAAAACCUUCUUCAUCAUUCACGGCUGGACGAUGAGUGGCAUGUUCGAGACGUGGCUGGGCAGCUUGGUGGCGGCGCUGCAGGAGAGGGAGAGGGACGCCAACGUGGUGGUGGUGGAUUGGCUCCCGCUCGCCCACCAGCUCUACACCGACGCCGUCAACAACACGCAGGUCGUCGGGAAAAGCAUCGCCGGGCUGCUCGACUGGUUGCAGGAGAACCCGCUCUUCCAGCUUGAGAACGUCCACCUGAUCGGGUACAGCCUGGGUGCCCACGUCGCCGGCUUUGCUGGUAACCACGUCCAUGGGACAAUAGGCAGAAUUACAGGCUUGGAUCCGGCUGGCCCCAUGUUUGAAGGAGUGGACCCCAGCAAGCGCCUCUCCCCCGACGAUGCCAACUUCGUGGACGUCCUUCACACCUACACGAGGGAAACGCUCGGCGUCAGCAUUGGCAUCCAGAUGCCCGUGGGCCACGUCGACAUCUACCCCAACGGGGGAGACUUCCAGCCUGGCUGCGGAUUAAGCGAUGUCUUGGGAGCAAUUGCCUAUGGGACUAUUGGGGAAGUUGUUAAAUGCGAACACGAGCGGUCUGUGCACCUCUUCGUGGACUCCCUCGUCAACCAAGACAAGCAGAGCUUUGCCUUUCAAUGUACCGAUUCCAGUCGCUUCAAGAAGGGAAUCUGCCUGAGCUGCCGCAAGAACCGCUGCAACGGCAUCGGCUACAAUGCCAGGAAAACGCGGAACAGAAGAAACAGCAAGAUGUACUUAAAAACAAGAGCUGAUAUGCCGUUCAAAGUCUACCAUUACCAGAUGAAAAUGCACGUCUUCAGCUACCAAACCUUGGGAGAGGCUGAUGUCACUUUCUUCGUCACCCUUCAUGGCACCAAUGGAGAAUCUGACCCCCUCUCUUUGGAAAUGCUUGAUCAAAUUGGCCUCAAUGCCACCAACACCUUCCUGGUCUACACGGAAGAGGACAUGGGUGAGCUUUUAAAAAUCAAGCUUACUUGGGAGGGAACGUCUCAAUCGUGGUACGACCUGUGGAAAGAGCUGAAGAGCUACUGGUACCGGCCUGCGAAGGCUCCCCAGGAACUGCACAUCAGACGGAUACGUGUGAAAUCUGGCGAGACGCAACAGAGGUUUGCUUUCUGCGUGGAGGAUUCCCAACUGACCAGUAUAACACCCGGCAAAGAGCUCUGGUUCGUCAAGUGCCCAGAAGAAUGGCAAAAAAGAUCUGUCUCAAAUUUGCUCUGAGUGCUUCUCGAAAGGCUCACAAUGGAGCAACCUGGAUGCCUGAAGACCACACGGGUGGCGAGAGGCUCUGGCAAAAUAAUCUGGCUUGGUAGCACUUAAAGCAACUGGCUCUUGAGGACAAACAUCUUGGAUCAGGUGCAAGAAACUGAGGAGCAAUUGAUGGACUGUGAUCCUAGACCUAGAACAACUCAAAUGACAUUUUCCCUUCCCCAAGGAGCCUGGUUUGUGUGUUUAACCUUCUCUUGACCUGUUACACGCUGCGUUUCUUGCCCUGCUCCUGUUAACUGGGCCUAUGGAUGAGACCCUUGGUGACU